AUGGCGGCGCUGUACACAAAUGCUGCGARCAUUUUGGAUAAGAUUUUAAAAAAGAAAGGAACUUUAAAAUCUUUGGUGAUUGAAAAUGGAUUUUCAAAUAAGAAGAAACUGUAUGCUUUGGURUGCGAGACUUUGAAAUAUCGGACAAUCAUUGAAGAAAUUAUGGAGAUUUCUAACCUUAAAAAACAUGAAAAACAGCUCAAAAACAGCCUAGCUUUAGUACUGGUCUAUGAGUGUCUUUUUGGCCAAGGUCUGAAGUGUGGAGGAAGGUUUAAGCAAGUCAUAAUGAGAAACAGGUCAAGUYUUAAUGCUGCACUGGCAAGAAUAAAGAUCAAAGCUAAAGUCACAAAUAAUGCUGACCUCUUACCAAAGAAUGUUCUAACUGCAGCAUCAAUUCCAAGGUAUGCCAGAGUUAAUCUCUUGCAAGCUUCCAUUGAUGACAUUCUGGAGCAAUUCAGCAAUGAGGGUUAUGUUGUAAAAACAUCCCCAGAAAACUUGGAAAAGGGAGACAAGUCAGUGUAUUUGGAUCCUCACAUCCAAGAUGUGCUUGUAUUUCCACCUGGUACAGACUUACAUAACCAUCCAUUGUACAACAAAGGGCACAUCAUUCUUCAAGACAAGGCAAGCUGCCUGCCUGCUCACAUCUUAAACCCACCUCCGGGCUCCCACGUUAUUGAUGCCUGUGCAGCWCCUGGUAACAAGACGAGCCAUCUGGCAUCUCGCAUGAGCAACAAUGGACACAUUUUUGCAUUUGAUACUGAUAACCAGAGACUUAAAGUAAUGAGAAAGUUGAUGCAGACUGCUGGUGUURAAUGUGCCUCAAUGACAAAUAUGAGCUUUUUGAAGGUUGAUCCAACUGCAGAAGARUACAAGAAGGUCGAGUACAUUGUAGUUGAUCCUUCUUGUUCAGGUUCUGGUAUUGUAAGUAGAAUGGAUCCUUGCACUGAUCAGUCAGAGGCAGAAGAGCUAAAACAGAGGCUUGAAUCUCUCUCUCAGUUUCAACUUUCUGCUGUUGUCCAUGCUUUGUCGUUCCCAGCUGUCAAAAAAGUUGUAUAUUCAACAUGUUCAAUUCAUCAAAAGGAAAAUGAAGAUGUUGUAUUACAAGCACUGAAGAAGUUCAGUGGAGUGUUUGAAUUAUCACAAAUCAUGGAUAACUGGACACAAAGAGGAUUKCCUGUAUUUCCUGGAGCGGAAAAGUGUAUCCGCGCUUCUCCAGAACUCACCAAGACCAAUGGUUUCUUUGUCGCUUUGUUUACAAGAAUUCAAGAUAAAAGAAGUAUAACAAAACUUGUGAAUGUCACAGAAGAAAACUGUUCUUUGGACGACAUAAACGAUAAGCAACAAAAAUGCUUUAAAGAUGCUGAUACACUUAAAAGAAUGAGGGAUAGGAGUACAAAGAAAUCAAACAGAAAGAAGAGGAAAAAGAGCAAUUUGUGUGAUGGUACUCCAGGAGCAAAACAAUCUGCGAAAGGCAUAAAUGAUAAGCCACGAACAAUCUUUGAAAAUGCUUAUAAAGUGAAUAGUGGUAUCGAUAGUAAGAAACAUAAGAGAAAGAAGAGUAAAAAGGACACUUUCUGUAAUGACACUCCAAGAACGAUUCAACCUUCAGACGGCAUACAGAAACAGGCAAGCUUUGAAGAUGCUAAUGCGCUGAAGCGAAGAAGUGAAAGUAACUGGAAGAAACUAAAGAAAAAGAAAAGAAAAAUGGUCGCUUGAUAUAAUAACAAUGCAGUAGCUAAACUUCGCUGAAAAACAGAUAAGAUAUAAGCAAAAACCAUCAAAUUUUUGCUAAUCAUAGAUUGUAGUAAAAAAUACUGAAAUAGGUAUUACAGUAAUACACUCAAGUACGCCAUAAUUGUAAUGUUUUCUUUGUAUUUGACUAAUAGACUUUAAAAGUCCAAUUUYGUUUCACGGGUUAAAGGACUUCCACCCUCUCCACCCAAUAUAACAGCGACAUCAAGACWGUUUUCAAAUGCUUUUAUUGGAUAAUUUCAUUGCUAUUUUACACUGUUACCAAAUUGACCUGGGAACUCAAAGUGUAAAAACUGUUUCAAUAGCCAUUUCGUACAGAGUGUACAUCUAUGUUUUGGGACAAUUGUAUUUUAAGUUACUUGAGUAUUGUGAAUCAUGUCAGCCGAAUCAGUAGUUUUACCUUAAAAACAUAGACCUAAAAAAAAGAAAAUAAGCGUUAGGUAAAAUAAUGUAGUAUAAUGCAAUUUUAAGAAAUUAUACAUAUACAUUUUUGAAGCAUAGAGUCAACGCUGUAAAGCCGUGAAAUUGGACAAAUUCGUUAAACAAAUUUUGCAUGGAGUUGUGCAUAUACUAGAAKUGAAGCAUUCGUUGAAUGGGCACCAAUUACUAUAAUGUAAUGCCAAAGACAUUUCACGGAUUUAGAGCAUUUCUCCUCAAGGAACAAUCAUUAAAAUUUGACAUUCACUAA
Exaiptasia diaphana is the source of this 2440-nucleotide messenger RNA. Its product is annotated as probable 28S rRNA (cytosine-C(5))-methyltransferase. Gene Ontology annotation, cellular component: nucleolus. The coding region runs from base 1 to 1716 and encodes 571 amino acids. The record is from RefSeq and is a predicted model, not a curated record. The transcript is spliced from 11 exons. Gene Ontology annotation, biological process: rRNA base methylation. Lineage: Eukaryota; Metazoa; Cnidaria; Anthozoa; Actiniaria; Aiptasiidae. Gene Ontology annotation, molecular function: methyltransferase activity.